CAACACAGUUAACAGUUCGUAAUAAUUUUAGCGAUUCAACAAGAUUUAAUGCCAUGAAAACAAUACGAAAUCAACAAUGAAUAAAUAGAAAAAGUUUUAUGUAUUUGAAGCUAUAUAUAUUGUAGAAUGUCUGAAUGAAAACAUCGUUGUAUUUGUGGCUUUUAGGAACUAUUUUCUAUGUUUGCGAAAUCCCUCACACAGUCUUGAGUAAUCCUCUAUUCAUAAUCAGUUUUACGAGUUCUUGUUGUAGUCUUCCGCGUUCUCUACCUUGGCCAUUAUCGGUGAGUGUAGAUGAAGGUGAAGAAAGACCGGAGUUAAUAUCAACGACAAACGACCGAUUAAUGCGAACUGUUUGGAUUCCAGUUCGACAGUCUUCCAAGUACUGAAUUCGUCUAAAACACUACUCCACUACUCGGUUCAUCAAGGAAGCUAUCAACUAACAAUACUGGAGUGGAUGUGAGGGAAAUCUGGUCUUGUCACAGAACCUGUUCCAAAAAAAAAAAAGACCAAACACAGAACUUGUUCCAAAACGAAUGACAAUCAUUGAAUAUUUUGAUUGAGAAAAUGAGAUGACAUUUUAUGUUCAGCUAUAACGUCUAUUUAAUUUUCUCUGAGAAAGGUUUAAUUUCCAUUUGUGCGAGUUUCUAAAAAAAUGGUAGAGAUGAAGAGCCUACAGGAAGAAGAAGAACAAACACCCAAUCAGAUGGAGCUACAAACAAAUAUGCGAAACAGACAACCUGUAAGAGAGGAAGGUAAUUCCCAAAGACAGUUUUCCUCCAAGCGAGAUAUAAUUGAUAAUCUGUGCACGAAUGUCAACCAAGAUUUACUGGUUUCCAAAACUUUUUAUUUCUUUUUCUUCUCAGCCUUUGGAUCUUUAUUCCCACUUUUGGCGGUUUACUUUAAACAAAUGGGAAUGAGCGCAAUACAGAGUGGUCUUCUUAUAGGAUUACGACCUUUUAUCGAAUUUCUCAGCGCUCCAUUGUGGGGAGGAUUGGCUGAUCGAUUUAGAAAAGGAAAAAUAAUGCUCUUAUUUUCAUUGUUCUGUUGGAUUGUCUUUACAUUAGCUUUAAAUUUCAUCUAUCCUCCUCCAUCUUCUUGUGUCAUCUACAACGACACGCAUCACCUGCUCUACGCUCCUCGCACACAUCUUGAAAAACGCAGUGUUUACAAGAGCGAAAUGAUUGAAAUAAGCAAUCUUUCAGAUCUGGCUUUCAACAUAUCCGAAGAAGAGGUUUGGUCAGUCUCAAAUUAUGAUGGAGAGAAACCUUAUAAGCAGCAAAUUUUAUGGAGAAAUAGAAGAGCAACUUACAAGGAAGAGAGACACAAACCACCUCCAAAUGUCAUAGUAGGACUUUCACCUAAUGACGUGCAGUACACUCUGAACUAUAACCGCAAGGAACACGAAAAUUAUAUUUCUCCUUUGAAUAGCUCAAUAGUUUACAGAUACGAAGAUGUCCAGGAAGUAUUUUUUCUUUUAUUGCUUCUUGUUAUUUUGGGAGAGUUUUUCAGUGCUCCAGCAAUCACUCUAGCUGACACAGCUACGCUUACUUAUCUGGAGGAUAACACAGAUAACUAUGGUAAACAGAGAAUGUUUGGUUCCUUAGGCUGGGGGCUGGCUAUGUUUUUUGUUGGCGUCGCUUUGGAUCAUUCCACAUCCUUUGUGAAUCACCCAUGUGGACCUCAUUACCGGGAAAGAAAUUAUACAAUUUGUUUUGCCACGUUUUCUGUUUUAAUGGGCUGUGCUUUUAUUGCUGCUACCCAAUUCCGAUUUGACUACGAAGCUAUAGAGGAUACGAUCCCUAUGAAACCGGUGGAAAAUGAACCGGAACGUAAAGGAGCCACCAUGACGAUAGGUACCCUGGUAAUUGAGCAAGAUAUUCGACCGGAGCCAUCAAAAGAACCAGAGGCAACUGAAAGCACAGUGUUUGCGCAAACCAUGCGACGUCUACCAGAGUGGUUCACUAUUUUGAGAACUUUUGCUACUAUCCGCUAUGGGGCGUUCCUGUAUGUUACCUGGUUUAUGGGUUUCGGAAUUGGAUUAGUUUUUACCUUUCUAUUCUGGCACCUUCAGGAUUUAGGAGGCACACCUACUUUGUUUGGUGUGGCCUCUGUCAUAAAUCAUAUCUCAGAAGUAUUCGCUUAUUUCUUCAGCUUUAAGUUCAUCAAACAGAUCGGACAUACCAAGGUUUUGUGUGUUGGACUAUUUGGAAACGUUUGCAGGUUUCUGUAUAUUUCCUGGCUGAAAAAUCCAUGGUGGGUUCUUCCAUUCGAGUUUAUCCAAGGAAUAACCCACGCUGCUGUUUGGGCAGCCUGCUGCUCAUAUAUCACCCAAGCAACGCCAUCUAAUCUUCGUGCUUCAGCUCAAGGUGUUCUUCAAGGUUUACAUCAUGGACUUGGUCGAGGAUGUGGGGCCAUCUUAGGUGGUUUGUUUGUUAGUUAUUUUGGAACCCAAGUUACCUUUCGAGGCUACGGAUUUGCCUGUUUAGCUGUCCUGAUCAUUUUUGUUGUUGUAAACUACUACCGAAAGGACAAAGGCUUUUCAAACUUCCAGGACGAACAGGAACCUGAUAUGGUUGUUGAAGAAACGAGCCAUUUAGCACCUCACGGCGUCCCUUCCAAUCCAAUGGCACGGUCUUUAUCUAAACAAAACAUAACUGAAUUAGAUUUCAUAGGUCAACAGAAAGGAGGAAUAGGGAACGGAACGGGGCGAUAUGGAACAAGUAGCUCAGGAACUUAUGAAACUGGAGGAUUUCUUGGCCUUCCUGAAUCAGGAGGAGGAUAUUAUGGUGGAGGUGGUACCACCAACUAUUCCGAUAUCAACAUGAACAACACAGCCUUCAAUAAACCUGCGUUUGGUAGAAGUGCCCUAGCGGCAGCAUUUAACCCUAAAGGUAUUUUGGCGGCAUCACUAAGUCCAGAUAGCAGUUUCGACUAUAACUACAUCAAAAGAGAUUUUCAGGCUUACAACGAAGUACUGAACAGAAAUGAAGUUGGUAUGACUGAUAAAAAUGAUGCGGUUAUGGGGCCUGUUCCACGAACUUCUCUGUAUACCCCUCAACCAUUCAACUGGGAUGAACAGAGUUACGACUGGUAGACACAAUGAGCAGUGUCAAGGAAUAUAAAUAUUGUAUUUGUUUGCUUGUUUUAACUUUUACCAGAAAACGUGAAUUUAAUUUUGCAUAAAAUGAUAGCCAUUUGUGAAGUAACGAGUUUGAAGUGUCGUCCAAAUUAGAUGAAGAGUUUUCAAAAUUCGUGUUAAAAAUAUAAACCGAGUUAAUUUUAAACGUUUAGCGUUCGUCCUUCUCUUUCUGGUAACUUAAAUUUGCUCAUAAGUAAUACUGUAUACUAAGUAUUUUUAUUUUACUCAAAAUUAAAACCAAAUAAGUUGUAGUGCAUAUAUCUAAACAAAUUUGAUUAUAGUAUAAACAUUAUGUUCUUUGAAAUGUUAAACACAUAACCAAGACUGUUUAUUCUUGAAAUGUCUAGUGAAUCAUUAAAUAGCAAUUUUUUUUUAUUCAAAAUUAACAAUAAUUAGCAUUUUUAUUCUGCAAGUACCCAGAAACCUUGUGUAUCGUCCGGUAAGGUAUCAUAAUUGCUUUGUAAAUAACUAUAUAGUUUGCCAUAAAAGUGAAAAAAGAACUAUUGUUAAAUUUAUAUGUACGUACGUCAAAAUAAAUGUUAUUGAAAUUUAAGUCAUCCGAAGGAGGCAGCUCUGUAGUAUCGUAACUAUACGUAGAUAUAAUAUGUUUGUUUUAUUAAAACACUUAAAUUUCAUCAUUGUUUGUAUAGAAAUAUUUUACAAACAACAUUUCUAUCAUAAUUAAUAAAUAUCUGACAACGCAGCUCUCAGAUUUUAGCCAGAUUUUUGUUGUUAAUUUACAGCUAAUGAAUCGUCUUAGGUGUAAUUAUGAGCUUGCCAUCCAGGUUGUUCUUAACAAGAAAUUUCAACUUGAAUUGCCCAAACAGCAUCAUCUCGUAUUGGUUGUUUAACAGAAGAAAAGAAUAAAUAAGUGUAAUUUUCGUAUCUAAAUUAUAUACGCCUAGGAUAUGUCCACAUGCAUUUAAUUAAAGAUAAGUAGAUAAUGUUGUUCUGUCGAUAUCUUGACAGUUCAGAUCACGUGGAUUUGAAUCAAGAUAUUAAUAUAAGAAAUUGUUUAACAAGAAUUCACCAUAUAGAUUUUUCUUUUGUUCAUUUAUGGACUAUAAGUUGACCAUUUCCAAAUUGUCACCGAACACUAGUUUUCAAUAAAGAAAUAAACUUUUAAAAUUUAUCUUGCCGUGCUUGUUGUUGAGGUGCUCAGAGACUAAAGAAUAAUUCACUCUACUGGGUUUUAGGCAAAGGGAGAGUUUGGGCAGAUCAUCCUGGUAGGAAUAUUAAGUAUUUAUACGAUCCAACAGAAAUGCAGAAAAAGAAAAAUUUGCCAACAACGAUUGCUUUAAAACAAAUUUAAAAUCAUAUUAUAAGAUAACUGUGUCACAGUUGCUUAAAAUACUUAAUGCUCACAAUUUGUUAAAAAUUUACACGUUUUUUUGUCUAAAAUACAUGAGAACAUUUUAAUAAAAGUUGUUUCGAUUUAUUUAAGUUGCUUUGUUCAAAAGCAGUUCUUAACUUAUUAUGCGUAGUUGUAAAAUGUCUCAAAGUAUUAUUUUAUAAUAGUAGCUAUUUAGUAUAUUUACGUCUAUUUAUACUAUUAGGCAUCAUAGAAACUCUGGAAAAGCUGGAUUGUAUACUUACAUAUUUGACUGUCAUCAUAUUUUACUUAAUGAUUAGUGAGACCCCAACUUUAAAGAUAGCGAAACGAUAUAUAUUGUAUAUGAUUAUAAAUAUAGCUGUUCAUUUUCAAUACAUUUUACAGUUUCUAGAAACGAUAUAUAUUGUAUAUGAUUAUAAAUAUAGAUGUUCAUUUUCAAAACAUUUUACAGUUUCUAGAUCUUUAAAUCAAAAUCAAAAUUUGACUGAAAGUAAUAUUAUCAAGAACUAAGCGCAAUUAUUGUCGAGUGUUUGUUAUUUUUGGCUAUAUUUUCUUAUUCAGUUUUAUUGGUUUUAUCUCCAAUAACUGUAGUUAAAUGCAUCAUCCAUUGUAUAAAGCAAAAUAUAUUAAACUUUUCAAAGUGUAAUUUCUUUAAUUUUCACUCUACUCAUUAUUUUCUUGUUCUAUUUUGUGUGUCUUUUGUUAAAAUACAACAACUAUAAUGAAAAGCUGUUUAAAAUGACGGCGCUUAUGAUAGUUUUAUUUUGUAGUUAUGGUAAUGCAGCUGUUUCCUAUCGACAUGUUUUUUAUGUAUCUUUUAUCCAGUCGUAUGCUCAUAUAUUAGGAACUAAAUUGAUACAUAUAAACAUGCGUAUAAAAAUCUAGUUAUAUAAUAAUAUUUAUGUGUUAUAAAAAAUUACUCAAUUAAACUUCACUUCGAGCUGACUAAGCAAAUGUUGCUAUAGUAAUUUAAAAUUUUAUAGUUCAGUAUAUUAGUAAGUUACACUGAUAAUAA
Molecule: messenger RNA, 5487 nt
Organism: Limulus polyphemus (Atlantic horseshoe crab)
Lineage: Eukaryota; Metazoa; Arthropoda; Merostomata; Xiphosura; Limulidae
Product: major facilitator superfamily domain-containing protein 6-like
Exons: 9
Coding region: 653-3094 (813 amino acids)
Cellular component (GO): membrane
Source: RefSeq, a predicted model, not a curated record